GAGACAUUAGGCGCUUGAAUUGGUCUGCUCCUUCCUUUUCCACCCCGCAUCAGAGACAGCACCCAGCUGGGCCUUAUAUAAGUGGGUUUUGAGCAGCACUAGUCUCAAGAUCCUUGCUCUUCCCUGUAAGCCCCAGUUAAAGCUUCGGUCCAGCUGUCCUGGCCAAGGGCACUUGGACUAAAGACUGGGACUGUUUACAGCUUUAUCCAACUAGUGUGCUCCUGGCAAGAUUGCUGGCUGCCAUGAAGCCCUGCCUCAUCUUAACUCUCCUGAGCAUAGCUGGAGUUGUUCUGGCCAGAGACUCUAAAGAUGAUGACUUGAACUUACCAGAAGAUUUUACUAUUCCUUACAUGGUCUAUCUGCAGUCCAGCUCAGAACCCUGUGUGGGAUCUCUCAUUCACCCUGAAUGGGUACUGACGGCUGCCCACUGCCCCUUACCGGUUAAAAUCCGACUGGGAGUUUAUCAACCCAGCAUCAGAAAUAAGAAAGAGCAGAUAAGGAAUUACUCACUGAUUAUCCCCGCCCCUGAGUUCAAGGCACAGUCACUGGAGAAUGACCUGAUGCUGAUAAAACUCUCCAAGGCUGCUGUACUCAACUCCCAUGUGGGGACCAUAGCCAUAUCUAUGGAGCCCUUGACAUUUAAUGAUUCCUGCUUUAUCCCAACCUGGACUUGGAAUGAAUACAAAAACCUUAGUGACCCUGACAUCCUGACUUGGAUAAACCAACCUUCUCAUCCCUUUGAUGACUGCAGGAAUAUGGCAGGACAGAGAAUGGCAGUGCACAUCAUGUGUGUGGGACAACCUUUAAACAUCAUAUCUAAAGCUAAGGAAGUCUCAGCUGCUCCAGCCAUCUGCAAUGGGAGGCUGCAUGGAAUCUUGUCCUGGGACAAAGGAAGUGUCACCCUGGGAAGUGAAGGGUUCUUCACAGAAGUUCAUCACUAUGCAAGAUGGAUCAUGAAAACUAUUAAUACCCACUGAGGCACUCCAUUCCUCUGUCCCCCAGGGCAACAUCUUCAUGAUUUCUAUACUGAAUUCACAACUCUCUUGAUCUUUCUUUUCUUGGACAUAAUCCAAAUAGAAAACAUUCAGUAAAAAAAAUGACAUGAAGAACUCA
Molecule: messenger RNA, 1113 nt
Organism: Zalophus californianus (California sea lion)
Lineage: Eukaryota; Metazoa; Chordata; Mammalia; Carnivora; Otariidae
Product: probable inactive serine protease 58
Exons: 5
Coding region: 243-977 (244 amino acids)
Biological process (GO): proteolysis
Molecular function (GO): serine-type endopeptidase activity
Source: RefSeq, a predicted model, not a curated record